AUGCGUAAACCUACAUCCAAAAAUAAACACACAAAUUCAGCUGUCACCAAAACAAGCGAUCAUCUACAGCCUGCUCGCCUAAACAUAGUUACCAUGGAUGGUUCUUCAGAGAACUGGACCCUGGCAUCGGCAAGAAAUAAAAAUUCAAGUAAAAGGAACCUCUCCUCGUCCUCUUCUGAACAAAAGUCGCCAAAAACAAAAAGCAACAAAAAAUUAUUUUUUACGGCUAACCGCUUUGAACCGCUUUCACAAGAUGAUCCAAUGCCCACGACUUCAUUUGGACCUACUCUAACGUUUCCUCAGGAGUCAAAUCCAGAUGGGAACAUCAAUGUCGGAGUCAAAUCAACUCUUCUCCCACCAAUUUUUGUAAAAGGUGUAAUCUGUUUUACCGAUCUCUGCUCAGAACUCAUCGAGCUAAUUAGAAUAGACAAUUUCUCCUGUAAAUCCUCAACUAACCGCCUAAAAAUUAUGAUGACCAACCCAGCUUCCUAUAGAACGCUGAUCCAUUUCCNGAGUUGCGCUUAUUUGAAGUACGUCAAGUAACUAGCUUAUUACACAAAAUCGAUUAACACACUCCUCCGCUAUUUUUCGUGGACCUCGAACAAACAAGUCAGUCCAACGAUAUUUAUAAGCUUAAAUCUCUUAUCCAUACCAAAAUUAAAUUGGAAGAACCAUACAAAUUAAAAACAAUAAGCCAGUGUAUCAAUUGCCAGGAUUAUUGUCAUACCAAAACAUAUUGCGGGUAUCCAGCUCGCUGUGUCCGCUGCGGUGCUCUCCACUCUUCUUCGGCCUGUACAAACCCACGGGAUGCUACUCCUAAAUGCGCCCUCUGCUCCGGUGAUCAUCCUUCAAACUAUAAAGGUUGCUCAGUUUACAAGGAGCUACAGCUUCGCAACAAACCAAAAAUGAGCAGUCCUUUGCUGGGGAAUCUUAGUCAUAAAAAAAAUGUACAGGUUAGUCAACCUGUGGUAACACCCUUAGCACAUUCAUCUGACUCGUCUCAAACCUACACGCAAGCUACCUCCGGUACCCACCCAAACAACAUAAUCCCUCCUCCUGUAUCAGAUAUAAAUAAGUUCCUUGACGAGUUCAAAUUACUAAUAAACCCGCUAAUCGCUCUUCUCACCCAAGUUAUCUCAAAGCUUCUAGAAAAAAAUUAAUGUCUCCUUUCACAAGCAACUCCCUUCUUAUCCUUUUAUUCAACUCAAACGGUCUCAAAAAUCCUUCAAACGAACUCCAAUUAGUACUUCAGGAGAAGCGGAUCGAUAUUGCCUUGAUUUCUGAAACGCAUUUUACAAAAUACUCCCACAUCUCCAUACCUGGUUAUCAUCUCCUAAAAACUAAUCAUCCAGAUAAUACCGCUCAUAGUGGUGCUGCAAUUUAUAUUAAAUCUUCCUUUUCUUUCCAACUUCUUCCAAAUUUCUGUCAACCGCAUCUACAGUCUUGCUGUCAACCGCAUCUACAGUCUUGUGCUAUUUUACUACACCUCAACAAUAUACCAACAACCCACCUCAACAAUAUACCAACAACCUUAGCAGCAAUAUACUCUCCUCCAAGGCAUAAUAUAAAUAUUCAAAACUAUAUGGAUUACUUCAGCACUUUUAGUCUCAACUUUAUCAUAGGUGGUGACUUUAAUGCCAAGGACCCUAGCUGUCGUACUAACAACCCAAGAGGCUCUGUUCUCUACAACUUUAUUAAUCUUAAGGGCUACUCAAUUCUCGCGCCUCCUGGACCAACAUAUUGGCCCACCUCCCUGCGGAAAAAACCAGACAUACUGGACAUAUUUGUAUCGAACACACCUCACAACUUAUUCUGCGUGGCUACCAAUCUCUUAUAA
Molecule: messenger RNA, 1837 nt
Organism: Cinara cedri
Lineage: Eukaryota; Metazoa; Arthropoda; Insecta; Hemiptera; Aphididae
Source: the annotation of a GenBank genome assembly